Messenger RNA from Amyelois transitella, 1659 nucleotides. Its product is annotated as torso-like protein. NCBI's taxonomy places the organism in Eukaryota, Metazoa, Arthropoda, Insecta, Lepidoptera, Pyralidae. Bases 33 to 1049 code for a protein of 338 amino acids. The record is from RefSeq and is a predicted model, not a curated record. The transcript has 6 exons.
CCAUUCAUUUACAGCGGAUUAAAUUGUGCAAAAUGUUGUUCUGUCUCGUUCUUUUGUUUCUUUUUAACGUGUGUGUGAGCGAGAAAAGUGACCUGGGAUUUGGAUUGAACAUUGGCAACGCUAUCGAUGUAUUUGCGAACUAUGGAGAUCUAUCACAAGUCACACAAGUGGUCUCAGCCGACUACGACGAAGAAGAGAAAGAGGAACCGAUAGUACCUUUCAGUGAGAAAAAUAUAAGGGUGUUUGCAAACGCCACGAGCACUGAGAACGGGUGGGAGACCCUGUCAGCUAACAUGGAUAUCAUGUUGUGCGAGAACUUUGAAGAACUACUGGAGAAGUAUUUUAGUAACUUCGUGAUUGAAGGAACAGACCGUCCCUGGAAGGCGUUCAUGGGCGACUGGAUCCUGGACGAGAUCAUGCGGACCCUGGGCAUCAUCUAUGACGGAAAGCCAGACAACUGUUGCUACGUCCUCGUGCGGCUCACCAAGAAACACAAGUCUGUGAAGCUAGGCAAUUUGCAAGAUGUCGCAGUAAAAGAUUACGUGAAGAGAGCCACAGAAAAUCUGAACGUGAGUGACCCUAGCGAAGUGCGGAGGUUCAUGAAGAGUUACGGCACCCAUUACAUUGAUUCGUAUGUAACGGGCAAUUUUAUUUAUCAGGUGUUCAAAUACAAACGGCCUUGGUACAACGCGUUCAAAGCGAAAAUCCGCAACGGGCUGCAGUCUGGAUCCAGUAACCUGCGAUUUUAUUUCUCAUCCUACUUCCUCACGCAAAUUGGGGAUAUACGGAUAGCGAGCGGCAACAAAACUGUAGAAGCGUGGGCUCGUCACAACCUACGCGACAGCCAGUACUUAUACUCCAGACCUAGUCUCCUAAGGCUCCAUUACAGCCCUAUGUUGGCUUACAAACUUAACCAUUUGCUGGACAACGGCGCUUUACUAGGCCUGGGCUUGAAGACUCUAAGGCCGCUCUUCAAGGACAGACGCAAAGGGGAAUUGUAUGCAGAGAUAGUUGAAAACGAUUUGCAGUUAUGGGAGGUGAACGCGUAGUUAUAUGUUUUUAUUUAAAGAAAUUGAUACUUUAAAAUAUUUUGUCUUUAUCUGUUUAUACCUAUAUAUCUGUACCUUUGAGAGAAAUAAUAACAUAUCAUAUAGAUACAUUAUCAACAUCACAAAAGCGAACGAAACAAGAGAGCAGAUUCAGAAAAAAAUGACAAUGAAGAAAGGAAAAUUGCUUAUUAUAUGGCAUAUUUACGUAAAUAUGCCAUAUAGCAAUACCAUGUACCUAUUCAUAGAUAACUAUUUCUCGGAAAAAAAAAAUCUUUUUAAUAAAAGAAAGAACUUAGUACAUUAGUUUAUUCAUUAUUUAAAAUUACAAAUUUUAUUCGACGUUUACUUAAUUUUGUAUUUACAAACAAGUUCAACCUUUUAGUUGUUUUUUUAAAAUAUCUCAUUUUGUUUUCAAAUUAUGUUUUAAAUAUGCUGUAUUCAAAUGUGGGUAAUAGUUAUUUAUUCUAAUAUUUUCUAAAACUACAAUACAAAAGUACAUUCAGAUCCUAUAAAAUUAAACACAUGCUUCUAAUUGAUAUUUAACUUUAGACCAAACACAAACCUAUCAAAUUUUUUAUACAUAAAAAUUAAGUGCAAAUACUUUAAGGGC